CUGAAAUGAAGACUCCAAAGCGUAGGCAGCCCUUUGUACCCUUUGCCCUGAGGAAUCACACUGGCUGCACCCUGUGGUUUGCCACCCUGACCACAACCCCGACCCGGGCUGCACUGUCUCACAGUGGGAGUCCAGGUGUGGUUCCUGAGGAAAACGGGACAUUGCUGGAUGAUGCCCAUAAUGUCAGUGAAUGGCAAGAAGUUAUCACUGGGGAGGAAAUGCCAUUUGAGUUUGAAGCCAGAGGAAAACUCAGACACAGGCACACACAUGAUCUACGAAUUCAUCAGCUGCAAGUGAGAGUGAAUGGCUGGGAAGAAGUUAGUCCAGUGUCUGUGGACAAAGUUGGAACCUUUUUCCGAUAUGCUGCCCCGGAUAAGAACUCCUCCUCAUCUACUUUUUCUUCAUUGCCUCCAGUUCGUGUGGUGUUUGAAGUCACCAUGGAGGGCAGUGCCCGGAAGGUGAUCACAGUGCGCUCGGCCUUGAUCGUGAAGAACAAGCUGGAAACACCAAUGGAGCUCAGGCUGGACAGUCCUUCUGCCCCUGACAAACCUGUAGUUCUUCCAGCAGUUAUGCCAGGAGAUUCCUUUGCUAUUCCAUUGCACCUCACAUCUUGGCGAUUGCAAGCCAGGCCUAAAGGAAUGGGAGUGUUUUUCUGCAAGGCUCCAAUUCACUGGACUAAUGUUCAGAAGACAGCAGAGGUGUGUAGCAGCAAGAGGGAGUGUCACUCCAUGGAGUCUGAAAACAGCAGAUUUUUCAGGUUCUGUGUGGCCAUAAAGAAAGAGAACUACCCUGAUUACAUGCCUUCCAGCAUAUUCUCGGACAGUGCCAAGCAGAUUUUCAGACAGCCUGGGCAUACUAUUUACCUCUUGCCAACAGUGGUAAUCUGCAACCUGCUCCCUUGUGAGCUUGAGUUCUAUGUGAAGGGUUUGCCCAUCAGUGGGACACUGAAGCCUGGCAAAGAGGCAGCUCUGCACACAGCUGAUACAUCUCAGAACAUUGAGCUGGGGGUGUUGCUAGAAAACUUCCCAGUGUGCAAAGAGCUGUUGAUUCCCCCUGGGACACAGAACUACAUGGUGCGGAUGCGACUGUAUGAUGUCAACAAACGACUGCUAAACCUGACCAUCAGGAUCGUGUGUCGUGCUGAAGGCUCUCUGAAAAUACUCAUCUCUGCUCCAUAUUGGUUAAUCAACAAAACAGGUUUACCAUUGAUCUUCAGGCAAGAUAAUGCAAAAACAGAUGCUGCUGGUCAGUUUGAAGAGCAUGAGCUUGCUAGGAGCCUCAGCCCACUGCUAUUCUGUUAUGCUGAUAAAGAACAGCCAAACUUCUGUACAAUGCGGGUUGGAAGAGGGAUCCAUCCUGAAGGAAUGCCUGGCUGGUGCCAGGGCUUCUCCCUGGAUGGUGGCAGUGGUGUCAGAGCCCUUAAGGUGAUCCAGCAUGGAAACAGGCCAGGCCUCAUCUAUAACAUUGGUAUUGAUGUGAAGAAAGGCAGAGGGCGAUACAUUGACACCUGCAUGGUCACCUUUGCUCCUCGGUACCUGCUGGACAACAAGUCAAGCUACAAAUUGGCCUUUGUUCAGAGGGAAUUCGCCAGAGGUCGGGGAGCAUCCAAUCCUGAUGGCUAUAUCUCCACCCUGCCUGGCUCCAGCGUCGGGUUCCACUGGCCACGGAACGAUUAUGAUCAGCUGUUGUGUGUGAGGCUGAUGGAUGUCCCAAACUGCAUCUGGUCUGGGGGCUUUGAGGUCAACAAAAAUAACUCAUUCCACAUUAAUAUGAGGGACACCCUGGGAAAAUGUUACUUCUUAAGAGUAGAAAUUACCCUCCAAGGAGCCACUUACCGCAUUGCCUUCAGCGACACCGACCAGCUGCCGCCGCCUUUCCGCAUCGACAACUUCUCCAAGGUCCCAAUUGUGUUUAACCAGCACGGGGUUGUGGAGCCCAGGCUGUACACUGAGGUGAAGCCCCUGACCUCUCUGGAUUAUGCAUGGGAUGAACCUGUUCUGCCACCUUUCAUCAUGCUGACAGUGAAAGGCGCAGGCUCCUCAGAAGUUGUCUGCAGCAUGAAUGAUUUCCAAGACAGCAAACAGCUUUACUAUGAAAACUUCAUCUAUAUUGCUGCUACUUACACUUUCUCAGGUUCACAGGAGUCAAGUGUGAGACCAGUUGCUUCAAAUAAGGAUGUUGCAAAUGCAGAACUUGUCCUUGAUGUUUCUUCAAAGACUCAGAGAGUUAUGCUGAAAAAGAAGGAGCCAGGAAAGCGAUCCCAGCUCUGGAGAAUGACAGACACAGGAAUGCUUUGCCAUGAAGGGUCUUCAGUUCCUCACAACCCUCAUAAACCUUCUCCUCGCUCUGGGGACUCCUGUAUGAUUUUGGACAUCGCAGGCCUGGCAGCUGUCACAGACAACAGGUAUGAGCCCUUGAUGCUGAGGAAACCUGAUCGGCGGCGCAGCACCACCCAGACAUGGAGCUUCCGGGAUGGAAAGCUGACCUGUGGCAUUCAUGGGCUUGUUGUCCAGGCAAAGGGAGGAGUAGCUGGUCUUCAUGAUGGAGCAGAAGUUGUUCUAGGUCCUGAUACUUCACUUGAACUUUUGGGGCCAGUUCCACCUGAACAGCAGUUCACAAACCAAAAGAUGAGGCCUGGCUCAGGAGUACUGGCUGUGAGAGUCAUCCCAGAUGGGCCAACUAGGGUUCUGCAGAUAACUGAUUUUAACCAGCGCAGAAAUGAUCGUUUGUCCAGUGAAGGAGAUGAACUUGCAGUUACAGAACAAGAUCUGCGCAAGCUAAAAAAUCCAGAGACAGAGCAAGAACUGGAAGUGCUUGUGAAACUGGAAGGUGGAAUAGGAUUGUCUUUGGUCAACAAAGUCCCUGAAGAGCUUGUGUUUGCAAGCCUCACAAGGAUUAAUGUCCACUACACACAGCUGGCAACAAGUCAGGUGCUAGAGCUCAGUGUGCAAGACAUACAGGUGGACAACCAACUCAUUGGCACCACACGACCUUUUAUGCUCUUCCUGACACCCAGGAUCAGUGAGAAUGAGCCCGUGGAGACUGGCCCUGCUGUGCAAGUCAAUGCCAUGAAAUUUCCCAGUAAAAAUGCACUGACUGAUAUAUACAAGCAUCUGAUGAUCACUGCCCGAAAGUUCACAGUUCAAAUUGAGGAGAAACUACUGCUGAAGCUCUUGAGUUUCUUUGGCUAUGACCAAUCUGAAUCAGAGGUGGAGAAGUAUGAUGAAAACCUCCACGACAAGGCUGUGGAACAAGGUGGAGGACAGAAGAGAUACUACUUUGAAAAUCUGAAAAUCAGUGUGCCUCAAAUCAAGCUGAGUGUCCUCACUUCCAACAAGCUCCCUUUGGAUCUCAAGGCAUUGAAGAGCACAUUGGGGUUCCCUCUGAUCCGGUUUGAGGACGCUGUGAUUAACCUGGAUCCUUUCACUCGGGUCCAUCCGUAUGAAACUCAGGAAUUCAUCAUUAAUGACAUUCUGAAACACUUCCAGGAGGAGCUGCUUAGCCAGGCAGCAAGGAUUCUGGGUUCUGUGGAUUUCCUUGGCAACCCCAUGGGUCUAUUGAAUGAUGUUUCAGAAGGUUUUUCUGGACUUAUAAAGUAUGGCAACGUGGGUGGCCUCAUCAGGAACGUCACACAUGGAGUGUCCAACUCUGCUGCAAAGUUUGCUGGGACCUUGUCGGAUGGGUUGGGAAAGACCAUGGACAACAGACAUCAGACGGAACGGGAAUACAUCCGAUACCACGCGGCAACCAGUGGAGAGCAUCUUGUGGCUGGAAUCCAUGGACUCGCUCAUGGUAUCAUUGGAGGAUUGACAAGUGUCAUAACCUCAACAGUGGAAGGUGUGAAAACAGAAGGAGGAGUCAGUGGUUUCAUAUCUGGCCUGGGGAAGGGGCUGGUGGGCACAGUCACCAAACCUGUGGCAGGAGCACUGGAUUUUGCGUCGGAAACGGCACAGGCAGUGAGGGACACCGCGACCCUGAGCGGCCCCAGGACCCAGGCGGAGCGGGUGCGGAAGCCACGGUGCUGCAGGGGCCCCCAGGGGCUCCUGCCUCGCUACCUGGAGAGCCAAGCAGAGGGUCAGGAGCAGCUGUUCAAGCUGACAGACAACAUCCAGGAUGAAUUCUUCAUAGCAGUGGAGAACAUUGACAGCUACUGUGUUCUCAUCUCCUCCAAAGCUGUGUACUUCCUGAAGAGUGGGGACUACACAGACCGUGAGGCUAUUUUCCUCGAGGUCAAGUAUGAUGAUCUCUACCACUGCCUCGUCUCCAAGGACCAUGGCAAUGUCUACAUCCAGCUGACCAAGAAGGCAGUGAACACGAGCAGUGGGGUAGCCAUGCCAGGCCCCUCCCAGCAGAGACCCAUGGUGAAAGUGAAAUCGGAAGCUCUGGCAGUAAAGCUGUCUCAAGAAAUCAACUAUGCAAAGAGCCUUUAUUAUGAGCAGCAGCUGAUGCUGAGACUCAAUGAAAACCAAGAACAACUCGAGCUGGACUCUUGA
This is a messenger RNA of Acanthisitta chloris (rifleman), 4493 nucleotides long. Its product is annotated as vacuolar protein sorting-associated protein 13D-like. Lineage: Eukaryota; Metazoa; Chordata; Aves; Passeriformes; Acanthisittidae. The transcript is spliced from 29 exons. Gene Ontology annotation, cellular component: extrinsic component of membrane. The record is from RefSeq and is a predicted model, not a curated record. The annotation marks the transcript as partial. Gene Ontology annotation, biological process: protein targeting to vacuole; protein retention in Golgi apparatus; mitochondrion organization.